Rhipicephalus sanguineus (brown dog tick) is the source of this 2048-nucleotide messenger RNA. RefSeq names its product poly(U)-binding-splicing factor half pint (gene hfp). Gene Ontology annotation, cellular component: catalytic step 2 spliceosome; precatalytic spliceosome. The record is from RefSeq and is a predicted model, not a curated record. Lineage: Eukaryota; Metazoa; Arthropoda; Arachnida; Ixodida; Ixodidae. Gene Ontology annotation, molecular function: RNA binding. Gene Ontology annotation, biological process: alternative mRNA splicing, via spliceosome; regulation of alternative mRNA splicing, via spliceosome; mRNA splice site recognition.
GUAUGCGGAUGCGACCGUUGCGCCGUGUCAUCACGCCUUUUUGUGUGUGGGUGCCGUGGUAUCCUGGUCAGCGCAAAUCUCGAGUUUUGAUCACUUUCCCUAGCUUUCGAGUGGCCAUGUCCAGCCCGACGCCAAUGGAAAACGAUAUAUCUCUACAGAACGGCGGGACGGACUGUCGUCCCGAGCAAGGAGAGGUCCAAUGCCCGUCUGAAGCUGAUGGUCCUCCUGCCAAAAAGCCAGCACUGCAAGAUGCUAGCAGCAGUGGUGGAGGAGCCAAGGAAGAGGGCGCAGCGCAGCAAGAGCAGAUGGGUCCUGUGCUGGCUGGGCCAGGAGCCCUCAAGGCCACGCCUCCACUCAUUGGCUUUGGCCUCAUGAAGCUGACACCUGAGCAGCUGGAGAUGGUCACGCGUGCCAAGAAGUUUGCCAUGGAGCAGAGCAUCAAGAGUGUGCUCAUGAAGCAGACCAUUGCGCACCAGCAGCAGCAACAGAAGACACUACAACGACAUCAGGCGCUGGUCCUCAUGUGUCGGGUAUACGUUGGCAGCAUCAGCUUUGAACUCAAGGAGGACACCAUCAAGCAGGCUUUCCGCCCAUUUGGUCCCAUCAAGUCUAUCAAUAUGUCCUGGGACCCUGUGACACAGAAGCACAAAGGCUUUGCCUUUGUUGAGUAUGAGCUCCCUGAGGCGGCACAACUUGCCCUCGAGCAGAUGAACGGCGUGCUCAUUGGAGGGCGCAACAUCAAGGUUGGCCGUCCCAGUAACAUGCCACAGGCAGCACCCAUCUUGGACCAGAUAAUGGAAGAGGCUAAGACAUACAACCGCAUCUACAUUGCAUCUGUUCACCAGGACUUGACUGAAUCGGACAUUCAGAGAGAGUAUGGCUUUAUUGAGUAUGAAACCAAUGUGGGGGCUAAUGAAGCCAUUGCCUCAAUGAACCUGUUUGACCUAGGCGGGCAAUACCUCCGUGUUGGCAGGGCUAUCACACCACCUAAUGCUCUGACGCCACCCAGUGCCCAGAGCUGCAUGCCGACUGCAGCGGCUGUGGCAGCAGCAGCAGCCACAGCCAAGAUUCAGGCAAUGGAUGCAGUGGCCAACAACGCCCUGGCCUUGGGGCUGUCGUCUCCUGGAGUGAUUGGCUCGUCAUCGGCAGCCGUCAUCCCUCCGCCUGGCCUAACCAUUCCUACCUUGGUUCCCCCUGGACUUGUUGGGCCUCCAGGUGUCCUACCACAGCCGGUGCUGGCUGCUAAUGCACCAGGCAUCAUCACUGGUGUGACUCCUAUGCCACCGACAGCUGCUCUCAUCCCUCCUCCAACCAUUGUGACCACACUACCCAUGUCGGCACCUAAACCUGACCUGCUGAAUGCAGCAGCAGCCCUGGCUACGACGACGACGACUGUUGAGACUGUGCUGAGCCAAGCUACCUUUAGCCAAACGGCACUGAACCAGGCUGCUCUGAGCCAGGCUGUGCUGAACCAGGCUGUGCUAAACCAGGCUGCUUUGAAGCAGCCACCGGUGGCAAGCCAGGCCAGUGCUGCAGGCGAGCCACCCAAGGAGGAGGAUGAUCUAGCGAAGAAAAUUGCUGAAGAGCUUGAGCCACAGACACUGCAGCAGCAAGAGAACAUGAUGAUCAAGGGAUCCAAUGCACGGCACAUGCUCAUGAGGAAGCUGAUGCGGCGCACAGAGUCAUGUGUUGUUGUGCUGCGAAACAUGGUCGGUGUGGAAGACUUGGAUGACGAGCUCGAGUCUGAAGUGACAGAUGAGUGUGGUCGAUUUGGCACAGUCAAAAGGGUCAUUAUCUAUCAAGAACGGCAGUCUGAGGAUGAGAAUGCUGAAAUCGUUGUCAAGAUCUUCGUUGAAUUCUCUCAAGCACAAGAGGCAGCAAGUGCAAGGGACGCAUUGAAUGGCCGAUUCUUUGGUGGAAGGCUUGUGAAAUCAGAAUUGUACGACCAGACACUAUAUGAGGCAAAUGACCUGUCUGGAUAAUCAACAUAGGACGUGUACAUAUCUCUGUAUAUACACAUUUUCAAAAUAAAUGAAAACACCUUUGAC